AUGAGGAUAAUAGUGAUAGGCGAAAGUGGGGUUGGAAAAACUUGUCUAAUGAUGCGUUACGCGACUGGGGACGACUUCGGCCAAUAUAGAGCAACGGUAGGGUUGGAUUGUAAAACUAAAUCUCUUGUCAUCGACGGUGAGAAGGUGGAUCUUGCUAUAUGGGAUACGGCCGGGACCGAAAGGUUUCGUACGGUUGGCCCAUCGUACUAUAGGGGUUGCCAUGGAGCCAUUCUGGUGUAUGACGUCACCGACAGGGGAACAUUGUACAAGCUAGAAUCGUGGUUAAACGAGCUGGAACUGCACGGUACGCCACACGACAAAGUAGCUAAAAUGAUUGUGGGUAAUAAGAUCGACGAGAUGGACCAGCAGGAUCAAGAGGAAAGGAUACGCAGAAGGAAGGAUGGGCAGCUGUUUGCCAAAAAGCACGACUCGAUGUUCAUCGAAACAUCGGCAAAAACGAACCAAGGCGUAAAAGAUGCAUUUGAGCAAUUAGCUCGUAAGAUUAUGGAAACCAACGUUUCGUGGAAGCGAAUCAAUAGCGCAGCUGCCGUUAAUGUACAUAACAUUCCGUCACCUGCGAAAAAAAGCAGCUGUUGCUAG
Molecule: messenger RNA, 600 nt
Organism: Anopheles marshallii
Lineage: Eukaryota; Metazoa; Arthropoda; Insecta; Diptera; Culicidae
Product: ras-related protein Rab-18-like
Exons: 3
Coding region: 1-600 (199 amino acids)
Molecular function (GO): GTPase activity; GTP binding
Source: RefSeq, a predicted model, not a curated record